AUGGCAACACGGCAAACAUUCACCAAAGACGAGCUCGGACGGUACUUUGACCGGAUCUGCCUGCCGAAAGCUCGACGGAUCUACGAUGCCUCCCAACUAGACGACCAGCAAAAGCUGGCCUUCCUCAAUCUCAUGCAAAAGCACCAUCUCUGCAAAUGUCCGUGGGAGAACAUCGUCCAGCACUACUCCUGGCACAAAACCGUCUACCUCCGCCCCUCGCAUCUCUUCCAAAAGAUCGUCGGAAACCCGGGCCGCGGAGGCUACUGCUUCGAGAACAACUUCUUCUACCAUCUCAUCCUCCGCAGCCUCGGGUUUCCAGCCUACAUGUGCCCAUCUAGAGUCUACAAGCAGGGCGCCGGAUCGUAUGGAGGCUUGACGCACGUCGUCAACAUCAUCCCCCUCGCCGGCAAGAAGUACCUGCUCGACGGCGGCUUCGGCGGCCAAGGGCCCAUCUGCGCCGUCCCGCUCGAGCAUGGCGCGGAGGUGACGCAAAUCGCCCCGGCGCAGAUCAGGCUGAUGUUCGAGGCGAUUCCCAACUUCGUCGACCCGGCGCAGAAAUGCUGGGUCUUUCAGUACCGGCACAAUGCCGCCUCGCCUUGGACGCCCAUGUACUGCUUUGUGGAGUUCGAGUGCACGCCGGACGAUGUGCAGUCGAUGAACUUCUCGCCGUGGUUGAGUCGGAGUUCUUUCUUUGCGCAUAAGGUGGUUUGUGUGCGGUUCACGACGGAUCGGGAGAAGAAUGAUGCUGAUGGGCCGGGGUCGCCGGGCGAGGCGGAGUUGGAGGGGGAGAUUGAUGGGCAUAUGACUAUUAACAAUGAUGUGGUCAAGUGGCGGCGAAGGGGGGAGAAGGUGGUUGAUGUGCCGUUUGAGAAGGAUCAGGAUCGAGUGGAUGCGUUUAGGAAGUAUUAUGGCAUCAUCCUGUCAGAAGAGGAGCAGGACUCUGUCAAGGGCACGGCUGCUAUGAUUGCAGGUGGAGCGAUGGGUGCGGAUGGCGACUCUUGA
Neohortaea acidophila is the source of this 1002-nucleotide messenger RNA. RefSeq lists its product as uncharacterized. Lineage: Eukaryota; Fungi; Ascomycota; Dothideomycetes; Mycosphaerellales; Teratosphaeriaceae. Gene Ontology annotation, molecular function: acetyltransferase activity. The record is from RefSeq and is a predicted model, not a curated record. The transcript has a single exon. Bases 1 to 1002 code for a protein of 333 amino acids.